Molecule: messenger RNA, 4622 nt
Organism: Nycticebus coucang (slow loris)
Lineage: Eukaryota; Metazoa; Chordata; Mammalia; Primates; Lorisidae
Gene: RNF186
Product: ring finger protein 186
Exons: 2
Coding region: 3570-4247 (225 amino acids)
Biological process (GO): proteasome-mediated ubiquitin-dependent protein catabolic process; protein localization to mitochondrion; protein autoubiquitination
Cellular component (GO): endoplasmic reticulum membrane
Molecular function (GO): ubiquitin protein ligase activity
Source: RefSeq, a predicted model, not a curated record
UGACGCAGGACCAGUGCUACAAACUAGGACUUUACUCUGAGACAGAAAUAAAUCUUGAGGCCUCUAUGCAGAAGAGGGUGGCUUGAUUGCUGAACUGACUCUGGCUUCCCCACUUGCAACUGGGUGUGAAAUUCUACCCCCACUGGAGGCUGUGAGAAGUCACAAGAUGGAAAAAACCUGCAUUUCAAAUGGAAGAAAACAUAAUUUUACUGAAAAUUAAUGAGUUGCUCUUUGUACAGCAAUUAAAACAAAUCAAUAUGUUUUAUUUGGAGACUUGGAAGGAUUUAUUUAUGUUUUGGGAUUCUAACAUUACAGCAUGCACAAAUACAGUAUGAGAAGAAUAUGAAAUCUACAUGAAUUGAACAUUUUAAGUCUCCAGAGACCCUGGGUGCUUCCCCCGGGACAGAUCUGCUUCGGGAUACACCCCGCCGCUGUCCCCAUUCACUCGUCAGGAAGCCUGAGCAGAUCACCAAACAGAUCACCACCUUAACUGUACGGGAGGGAGGGAGAGAUCCAUUACACACAGGUCAGUUACAACCUAAGAUGCAUAAAUUACUGAGGCUCCUCUGAGCAGGUUUUAGCGGGUGCAGGAGGUUUAAGUAAUCUUAAACAAAAUGUUAUUGUCUCCAUUUUUAAAAUUUUUAUUGCAAAGUAUUACAGGGGUGUGCACAUUUUUGAUUACAGAAUUCACAUUUGUGCAUUUUAAGUUGAUGUUGUAAGUAUGUGCAUUAUGCCCAUUGGGUGUGAUUUUUAAGACUGAGCUUCCACGGAGUUGAAAUUCUUGCCCAAGGUCACAUCACUAGUAAAGUGACAGGAAAUGGAUUUCCAACUAUAAAGUCAGUACGGAUGAUAGGUAAAGCAAGGCACCUUUAGGAAGAAAAGUUGUUCCCGAGCCAGGCUGUCAGGAUGGGGACAAUAGGAAGGAACACACUCUGAGAAGAGACCAUUUCUCAGGAGCGGUAGUAAACAGAACUUGCACGUUCUACUUUUUUUCUGUAAUAUAUGUGUUGUUACAACCAGUAUGUUUUUUUUUUUUUCCACAGUGGCUUUCCACCAAUGUCAAAAGAUUAAUUUUUUGCCCUAACCCCAAGGAAUUCCCCUUGGUCUGAUUUCAACCCUGCCUUCUGACAAUUUGGCUUCCUACUGAGCUGGAGAGCAGAGAGGCGGGCACUGGCCAAGCCAACGUCACCCAUGCGAACCACCUGAUUUUCUAUUUCUCCUUAUAAAAGAAUGUGGUUCAACUAAUUUUUUCUUCUCCUCCCAUCCCCAAGCCUUCUUAGGAGCUAGCAAACAGAAAGGAACAUUAUACAGAGCAAGCAAAAGCAGAAAAAAAACACAGACUCUUUUAGCACAGUAACCCACAGGCAUGAGGUCACUCUCAUGGUCUCUCAAGGCUCGAUCCUUUGUCGGAGAGAGCUAGUAAAGUCUUUUUUCUUCAUCCAUUGCUGUGUUACUCAGAAUUCUUUUGCUUGCAAGGGACAGAAAUCUAAUUUGAAAUGACUUAAGAAUAAAAAGUGGGGUAGAUGUUAUAGGUUAGUAUAUAACAUAACAUAACGUAGGAAAAAUCCAAAGUUAGAUCCUAGCAUCAGGCAUGGCUGGAUCCAGGUGUUCAAACAAUGUCAUCAGUACUUUGAUUCUUUUCUUAUUGUAUCUUUUCUGCUGACCCUCCUCUUGGGCAGGUUCUCUGCACCCUGUGGUCCCAGCAGCCCCAGGGUUCCAUCCUCUAGCUUGGAAACCUGGCAGAAAGAGAAACUUCUCCUCAAGAGUUCCGACAGAAGUCCCAGAACUGAAUCCAAGUGGCUUGGCUUAGAUCACUGCAGAUAGUGGGAGGGAGUAUGCUGAUUGUUCUGCUCAGAAGCCCAUCAGCUUCUCUUCCACAGAGCUGGAGAGAGAACCACUCAGAACCACUUCCCUCCCCAGAACCACUCAGAAUGAUGGCGGGGAGCAGUGGUCGCUCUAAGUGAAAAAAGGCCAUUGUUACCCCCAAAGGACAUUGGACUUGGGGAAGGAAAGAAAUGCCCAGUGCUAGAUUUGAGGCCCCCAUCAGAUUGCUCUAGGGAAAAAUGUGACAAAGAAAAAAACUGAUAUCAAGCCAAAAGGUGAGGAGAAGAAAUUGAAUGGGACAGUGCAGGGACUGGAUUUCAGAAACAGCGGGGCCUGGGGCAGGGGAGAAGUCAGGAUCAUCGAGCUGCCCCUUAGGGUGGGGGCAAGAGCUGCAUCAGAGGAGUAGGUCCCCGGGGAACCCCUCGACAGCUGGUACAACAGCAAAAGACCCCUCGCUCGUGCUUCUGGACUCUGAGUGGACCGAAUGAGAUGUCUUUUGAGAGAGAGGGUGCCACCCCACCCUGGACAUGCAGGACAAGGUAAGGGAGUCACGUUUUCUUAACUGCUAUGCUAUUUAUGUCAGCCCAUCCUGUUAGCUUGAAUCACCUGCCCAGAGGCCAGUUUUGUCGCCACCAAAUGACAAGAUUGAUUUCCACGAGACUGAGAACCCGACCUUGGACACUGAUAGAUUCCACAAGGUCCUGCCCUGUGGAAGGCCCCUUGGCAGGCAGCCAGCAGGCCUACGCUGACCACACCCUGCCAUUGCCUCCAGGCCUUCCGUUCGAGGCUGCGCCAGGACUCCGGGAGACCGCGGAUGAGGACCCCUGGCUCAGGGCUUGGCUCAGAGUAGGCCCGCAUAAACCACAGCUGUUCCGAGUGCUGUUGGGUACUUGGCAUGCCAAGCAUACAACAAAUGACACCUGUUACUAGGUACAUGCAGUGCACGGCCGGGCACCAGUGGCCAGGGAUGCUCACGCUUCAGUGACUGUCAAUCCAACUGUGGGACCGUAAGGAACUGAAUGCAGCAGCAGGUGCUAACUCCCGUGGGCCAUUUGGAGUUUUGUUUUUCUGGGGCUUUCUGUCCCUUCCACUCAGAAUACUUUUCUCAUCACUUCUCUCUUCUUUAUAAGGCCACCUCCUUGCCAGUGUUCUCGAAGCAUAAACAAACUUACUUCUGCUCAUCUUGGCAUCCAAAAGGUUUUGUCUGAGACCCGUCCAUUGCAGCUUUUCUCAAAGUGGGGUCCCCUGAUCCCCUCCAUUGGAACCACGAGAGUGUUUGCUAACUGUGCGGAUUUGUUGAUCCUAUCCUAACUCAGUCAGCCUCUGGGCUUGGGUCUGGAAAUGUGAGUUUUUAAAAGGGUCAGGGGGCCAACCCAAGGGGGAUCCUGAUGCAUCUCAGAGCCUGUGAGCCGCAGCUCUGCGGGCACUUGUCAGUUGCCCAGCCCCAGCAGGAAAGGCCUGACUCCCCAGGCCCUGCCCCCUUUGGCCCUUCUAUCAGGCAAUUCAAAGUCUCCAGACCCAUGAGUUACUGAUUAACCCUAGGUUUCGAGGAAAGAAAUAAUAACAACGGAAGGGACAUUGCAGGCUAAGAAACAAGCUGGGCAGCCUUGGGAGAGAGUAGAGCAAGAGAGCUGUUUUCAGCAGGUACCUGGCGAGAGCGAAAAGGAGAGUCAGUCCCAGACUAAGUUCCAGCUCUACCAACUCUGGGACUGAGCAGCCGCUUCCUACAGGUUCCUGUGCCCAGAAUGGCCUGUCCUGAGAGCCCAAGGCAGCUCCAGCCCAUCUCCGCAGCUGCCACCACCACCCCAGCUGCCAGCCCCACUGCGAGUCACCGUGGCUCCAAGGAUUGGGACCUGGAGUGCCUGGUGUGCCGGGAGCCCUACAAUUGUACCCGGUCACCCAAGCUGCUGGCCUGCCAGCACACCUUCUGUGCCAUCUGCUUGAAGCUCCUGCUGUGCGUGCAGGACAACUCCUGGUCCAUCACCUGCCCACUGUGCCGCAAGGUCACUGCCGUCCCCGGGGGCCUCAUCUGCAGCCUGCGAGACCAGGAGGCACUGGUGGGGCGACUAGCCCAGUCACGCCUGGAAGUGCGGCUCUGUCCUCAGGGGCUGGCGGAUCCUGCCACCUCCACAGCAGGGCACCCCAGCUCGGCAGGAGAAGACGGGCAGGAUGCAGUAAGUGCCAACCGAGCUGCAGCCCGACGCCUGGCCGUACACCUGCUCCUGCUGGUCUUGAUCAUUGUCCUCAUCAUGCCCUUCAUCUACCCGGGCGUCGUCCGGUGGGUGCUUGCCUUCAUCAUCGCCCUGGCCCUGCUGAUGUCCACCCUCUUCUGUUGUCACCCCAGCCAGGGCAGCUGCUGGCCCUCCCCCAGGACUCUCUUUUGCAGAGAGCAGAAACCCAGCCAGAUCUCUUCCAUUGCCUGAGUCACUCUGACCAGGCGGCCCCUUUUUGCCUCUUGGGCCCUCUUGUCCUCCAACAAAUAGAGUAAAGGCUGUGAACUGAGUCUGGCUCCCUUAGGAAAUCACAUGCCACCUGGACUUGUAAGCCAGGAUGGCCAUCUUGGGUCAAGAACUUGUGCCUGGACAGUAGGCUUGCAGCUGCUCUUGGGAUAGCACGGUUAAACCGCUGCAGGGUAGGGAAGGGGGCACAAACUUCCUGUUCCUCUUCUUCCAAUGCUCCCAGUUUUUCUUUAUAUAACUUGAAAGUUUUGCAGUAUUGACCCUGGUGCUGAACAAAUAGAACUGAGACUCCUUUUUAUUUUUAUUUGUUUUGUUUGUUUUGCAAUGUAUAUAAACUGG